Messenger RNA from Coregonus sp. 'balchen', 1246 nucleotides. Lineage: Eukaryota; Metazoa; Chordata; Actinopteri; Salmoniformes; Salmonidae. The record is from the annotation of a GenBank genome assembly.
AUGGAGAUCUAUAGUAUCUCCCAGUCCCUCCCUGGCCACCCCGACUGUGGAACUAUCCAGAUCAUUUACAGCAUCCCCCCUGGGAUACAGGUAGAUGCACACCACACUCACACUCGCACUCAAACUCACUCACUCACUCACUCACUCACUCACUCACUCACUCACUCACUCACUCUCUCUCCAGGGUCCAGAGCACCCUAAUCCGGGGCAGUCAUACACCUCUAGAGGCUUCCCUCGCUUCUGCUUCCUCCCAGACAACGAAAAGGGCAGAAAGGUAAGCAGCUAACACUGCAUCUACAGUGGGGAGAACAAGUAUUUGAUACUUUUUAUUUAUUUAUUUUAUUUCACCUUUUAUUUAACCAGGUAAGCCAGUUGAGAACAAGUUCUCAUUUACAACUGCGACCUGGCCAAGAUAAAGCAAAGCAGUGCGAUAAAAACAACACAGAGUUACAUAUGGGGUAAAAAACAAAGUCAAAAAUACAACAGAAAAUAUAUAUACAGUGUGUGCAAAUGUAGCAAGUUAUGGAGGUACACUGCCGAUUUUGCAGGUUUUCCUACUUACAAAGCAUGUAGAGGUCUGUACUUUUGAGAUAUUCAUGUUUAUUUAAAAUUAUCCAUAAAUUAAUGUAAAAUGUUAUUCUUAAUCUAAGCACUACUCAUAUUUCAGACUGGCUUUGUAUCAUCUACAGACUCAUCGUAGGCCUGGGUAAUGCCAAAAUGUCACAUUUUCCAGUUCAAUCAAUUAUUUAUCAAUAAUAAUUUUGGGUAGACUUCAAAGGUAUGCCAAACAUCCUUCCCCCAAAGGACAUUUCAAUGCAUUUAAUUUCAGGAAUAUCAUAGAUAUCUUUAGGCCCAUCUCGUAUGGAAUUGCCCACUACAAACUUCCGCUAACUUUGGCCACCGCUAGCUAAAAGUCCAUGGCAGUGAUGGGGGCAUGCGGAACAUGUAAUCUCUAAUUUCAUGUCUAAUUUCAUGUCAGGUGCUGGAGCUGCUGAAGGUGGCGUGGACACGGCGCCUCAUCUUCACGGUGGGAACGUCUAGCACCACGGGCGAGCCCGAUACGGUGGUGUGGAACGAGAUCCACCACAAGACGGAGAUGAUGUCCAAUGUGUCGGGCCACGGCUACCCGGACCCCAACUACCUGGACAACGUGCUGUCCGAGCUGGCCUCCCAGGGGGUGACCGACGACUGCCUCCUCAAACAGGAGGGCCCCAGCCAGGGAGGAGCGUCAAACUCUAGACUGUGA